AUGCUAAGUUUUAAAGUUAUUUUACCAGAUUAAUCGGAAGGUCAAUAUCAAAUUACUAAAACCUCAAGUGUUAAAUAAUUUGUCUAAUUCAUAAAAGAAUAGAAUAAUGAUAAAGAUUGGAAUAAAUAUGAACUAGAGUUAUAUUUAUUUGAUCAAUGCUUAAAUGAAGAUGGAUAAGUAGAUAAAAUUAUAUGUAGUCCAGAAAAUGAUUACUUAACUUUGAAAGUAAAAAAAGGGGAAAGAAUUAAAAGAUUGCAAACAUUUUUUGUUUCUGCUUUGUAGAAAAUUUAGAAAAAAACUGAAGCAGAUAUGACAGGUCUUAAGAAGGCUUUGAAAAAAAGUUCAACAAUAUAAGAAUUACCAAAAUAAACAGAAAAAAAGAAUGUAAAAAAGUUAUUAUCCUUUUUUGUAAAUGCUUCUCAUAAAAUUGCUGAGAUGUCUAGAUAAAAAACUUUAAAUUUUACUGAAAAAGUUUAAUAAAAUGAAAAAGCUAAACAUAUGACUUAUAGUUAGGAUCCUAGUAGAAUAAAUUAGGAAGAGGAUCCAUUAAAAAAUAACAAUGAUACUGUAUUGGGUUUAUUGGAUCAUUUGGAAAAACCAAACAAUUAAAAUUUUUAUUUAAAAAAUAAUGAUACUUAAAUAAAACCUAAAUCAUUAAGUCCAGAAGCAAGAAAAUAUUUAGAGAGAAAGAAGAAAGCAAUAGAGAAUUUGAAUGAUCCUAUUUAAUAAGCUAAAGCAAAAUAAUUAGUUGCUGAAUUGAAGAGGUAAAGAAAAGAAUUAGAAGAAAGAAAGACUAAAUAAUAACAUAAUGAAUCUGAUUAAUUGGAAGAAAGUAUUGAAAAAUAUAAAAUGGAAAGAGAAUAAUAUAAGGAACAUCUUAAUUAAGAAAAGAGAAUAAAAAUUAAAGAAAGAUUGUAAGAAAUGUAGAAACAUUAAGAAAUAUAGCUAUAAAAAAAUUAAGAAUAAAAAAAUCUUAUUUUAGAAUUAAAAAAUAAAGAAAGAGAAAAAAAGAAAUAAAUAGAAGAAAGAGAAGAACUAUUAAAAAAAUAGUAUUAUGAAGAUGCAAAAGUAACUUAUUUUUAUAUUAUUCAAGCUAAAAUUAUAACAAAGAAAAAAAUUAGCUAUUCCUAUUAGAUUAGAAGAAAUUAAUAAACAUGAGGAGGAUUAUUUAAAUAAAAAGUAGUUGCUCAAGUUAGAAAAAGAUCAAAAAAAAAUAGAAAGAGAGAUUGUGAUUUAAUAAGAAACAAAAUAGAUUUAUAAAGCUAAGUAAAUUUUAUAAAAAGUCAUGGAUGUUGAUUAGAAAUUUAAAAACAAAGAAAUUGUUGAAAAAUAACAAAAAGCAGAAAAAAUAUUAAGAAAGUAGAAAUAUGCUGAAAUAGUUAAAGAAUAUCAUAAACCAAACAUUAAAAUUUAAACUGAUAUUCAAUUUAGCAGAGCUGUACAUAAUAAGUCAGAUAAUUCACUUUAAGAGGAAUACAUUGAGUAUAAAAUUUUAAUGAUUUAAUUAGUUUUUUAAAAGAAGGAGAAGGAAAAUCAAGUUAAACAAAAGUAGAUUCAAUUCGAAAUAAAUUAUAUAGAUAAGCAUAAUAAGGAUCAGGUAUUAUUGUUAAUGAUAAUAGAAAAGAAUGUUCAUAAAAUUCAAAAUGUUUUAAAUCUUCAAAAGGUAAGCAAAACGAAAGUGACAGAAUCCUUGUAAAAAGGUUUUGUACCAAGUCCUUCCCUUUAUUAUUAACCAAAGGGAAUGAAAAGUGAAGUUUAAGUGGAAGAAUAAUAAAAGAAAAAGCCUAUAAAUUAUCUAAAAGAAUUAGAAGAGGAAAGAAAGAAUUAAUAAUAAGGAAAAGUAGGAUAGUUGAAAAGUCAUAGUGUUCCAAGAUUAUAAUAAGAUUAUAGAUCAAUUAUGGAGAGAGGAAAAAGGUACGAAAAAGAAGCAUAAAGAAAAGAACAUGAGGCAUUCUAUUUAAAUGAUGAUAAACUGAAAGAAGAAGCAGAAGAUUUAUUUUUGAAAAGUGUUUAAGAAAAGAUAAGAUUCUUAGAGAAGAUUUGA
Messenger RNA from Paramecium sonneborni, 2044 nucleotides. NCBI's taxonomy places the organism in Eukaryota, Ciliophora, Oligohymenophorea, Peniculida, Parameciidae. The record is from the annotation of a GenBank genome assembly.